This is a messenger RNA of Laccaria bicolor S238N-H82, 738 nucleotides long. RefSeq lists its product as uncharacterized. Lineage: Eukaryota; Fungi; Basidiomycota; Agaricomycetes; Agaricales; Hydnangiaceae. The record is from RefSeq and is a predicted model, not a curated record. The transcript has a single exon. The coding region runs from base 1 to 738 and encodes 245 amino acids.
AUGGGGUCGAAGAAAGCCCUCGUUGCUGUGAAAGCCUCAGCUUCCAAUACCGGUUCUUCAUCUUCGAGACUAUCGACUUCUUCCUCGAGGUUGUUAGCUCCUACGGCUAGUUCGUUGGCAAAGGCACACAGAGCCUCUGCAGUGCUUAAACCGGUGAUUGAGGUUCAAGCUUCUAAGAGAGUGGUUCAGCCGAAAGUCACUACUCAGCCUGGGCCUAAUACCCCAGACGAUGCGGCGCUUUCGAUGAUCACGAAUAGCCCUAAGCCUUCAUCUUCUUCAGGGCCUUUCUCACCACGUCCAGGGGGUGUUUUUGAUCGACCACUUGACCUUCCCUCGGGUAUACCGACGCCCGUGAAGAAGAGGACUCUUCUUCCAGCUGCUGCUGGGCCAUCAUCAUCCAAUGAGGGCGAGAGCACGGUUAUACGACAACGCUCCUUGGCAGGUCGAAAACCUCGUAUUUCGCGGUCCAAAGUUAUAGCGCGCUUGGCGUCCCAGCGAGCCGCUGGCACCAGUGGAUCAACCAUUGCACCCCGUGCGUCGAAUGGGGGCAAAACGAGGUCGAGCUUUGGUGCGAAGGCUCAAAGGUCGAGUUUUACGGGUGGUGGGAGUAGUGGGAAUGUGUUGAUGAGUGCGAAGAAGAGGGCGAGGCAGAGUGAGUAUGCGAGGAGACGGAGUCGUUUGGUGGUGGGGAAUGAGGGUGGGGGUGGGGGUGGGAGCAUGGAUGUGAGUGAUGGUUGA